AUGCCGUUAAAACAAGUCUUUAACACCGCACCUCCCACGGUUGAAAAGUUGGGAAGCGUGCCAAAAAAAUUUAAUUAUUUAUAUUCCGAGGAAGAACUUUCCUCACCCAGAGAGCGGGCUGACAGCCAACACCUUAAACGUAAUGUAAAUGUGGAAACAGGAUCCACAACAAACGGACAGCGCAGCCACGCUGUAAUUCCGAAAUACGCUGAUGUCGUCAUAAACGGCGUAUUUCGAGGUCACGGUGAUCGUGACUUUUAUUUAAAAAACAAAAACGAUAAGGAACACGGCGGAAUGCCGGUAAAAAAAGUUCUUAACACCGCACCUCCCACGGUUGAAAAGUUGGGAAGCGGACCUAAAAAUGCUAAUUAUUUAUUUUCCGAGGAAGAACUUUCCUCACCCAGAGAGCGGGCUGACAGCCAACACCUUAAACGUAAUGUAAAUGUGGAAACAGGAUCCACAACAAACGGACAGCGCAGCCACGCUGUAAUUCCGAAAUACGCUGAUGUCGUCAUAAACGGCGUAUUUCGAGGUCACGGUGAUCGUGACUUUUAUUUAAAAAACAAAAACGAUAAGGAACACGGCGGAAUGCCGGUAAAAAAAGUUCUUAACACCGCACCUCCCACGGUUGAAAAGUUGGGAAGCGGACCUAAAAAUGCUAAUUAUUUAUUUUCCGAGGAAGAACUUUCCUCACCCAGAGAGCGGGCUGACAGCCAACACCUUAAACGUAAUGUAAAUGUGGAAACAGGAUCCACAACAAACGGACAGCGCAGCCACGCUGUAAUUCAGAAAUACGCUGAUGUCGUCAGAAACGGCGUAUUUCGAGGUCACGGUGAUCGUGACUUUUAUUUAAAAAAGAAAAACGAUAAGGAACACGGCGGAAUGCCGGUAAAAAAAGUUUUUAACACCGCACCUCCCACGGUUGAAAAGUUGGGAAGCGGACCUAAAAAUGCUAAUUAUUUAUUUUCCGAGGAAGAACUUUCCUCACCCAGAGAGCGGGCGAACAGCCAACACCGUAAACGUAAUGUUAAUGUGGAAACAAGACCCACAACAAACGGACAGCGCAGCCACGCUGUAAUUCAGAAAUACGCUGAUGUCGUCAGAAACGGCGUACUUCGAGGUCACGGUGAUCGUGACUUUUAUUUAAAAAAGAAAAACGAUAAGGAACACGGCGGAAUGCCGGUAAAAAAAGUUUUUAACACCGCACCUCCCACAGUUGAAAAGUUGGGAAGCGGACCUAAAAAUGCUAAUUAUUUAUUUUCCGAGGAAGAACUUUCCUCACCCAGAGAGCGGGCUAAAAGCCAAGACCUUAAAAUUAAUAUAAAGACGCAAACAGGGGCCACAACACACGCACGCCUCUCACACCCGGCCGGGAAAAGGAUCGCGGAGCCGUGGCUCCCACAAUUCGAUGAACUCCAGGGAGCCUUCGAGCUGGCGAAAACACUCGACACAGCCAUCGUCGAGCACACCAAUCUGGCUGGGAAACUGUUCGCCAGACACACCGCCAUGCUCAAGCGACAUUUCGAGUGGGCGAAUCCCAUCCACAGCAGCUUCUAUUACUGCACAGCUGUGGAUGUCAACGGAGCCGGUUGCACAUACGCAAACGACUCCGAAAAGGCGGUCCAGGACCACAUUCGCGAGCGCCACCCCGGGUCCGGAGCAACACCACGACGAUUCGGAAUGUCACCAUUCCACGGCGGUAUGGCGACAAUCGGGCCGUCGUGCUCGAUAACGGCCGCCGUCGCCGCUGUCUGCACGAUGCCGGGAAUCCCGGACAUCGAUGCAACUCUCCUCCGAGCCUUCCGCGGAUCCACGGCCGACACCGCGCGGGAGGUGAUCGGAGCACUCGGCCUCCAGCUUCCCACCUCACCGGGAUGGGCCCUGGAGAAACUCACGGCACAGGACGACGCCAUCAGACACGCCUUCGCCGCCACGGCGCGCCAAGACAUCUACUGUUCCUGGUGCGGUGAAACGGAAGAGGGACAGCCAGAACCACAGAUAGCAACUGUGACCUACGAGGCGCCGGCCGGCGGCCUCCCAGGCACCACGGCGACCGCUAUCAGCGAGGCAUUCGGCCACGUAUCGGCCAACUUGCCUCACCACUGCCCGGCUUGCCGCACCGAAGGCGCCACUCUAUCUGCACUAUCGGUUUUUCUCUUCGGAGAAGCCGUGGCAAUCACAGUCAUACCGCCAGCUGGAAACCAGAAAGCGGUAGGUCUGCCGGAAUUGCCGCUGGAGGUGAUGCUCCCGACGGCGCUCUUCAGCCAGAACCCCUAUAAACUCCACGCCGCGAUCUGCGCCACGACGUCGAAGCACGUGGUCGCAUACGUCCUGUGCCGGGAAGAUGGGAAGGAGCAAUGGCACCGCUACGACGGCACCGUUCACGACACAGACGUGCCGCCGCCAGACCCAGCCACCAUCGACACCCUGAUCUUCACACGCGCUCCCUACAAGCCGGCCGGCGAGGGAGACAACGAGGAGGACACAGGCACCCACCCAGUCAGGCCAACGCGGCCAACAGCACCGCCACCGCCACCGUCACGCGACCCGUGGGGCCGCACAACCUACGGCAUGCACCCGGACACCGCGGAGCAAGAGGAGGAAGACACCGGGAUCGCACCCAGGUCGGCCGAGCCACGGACGGAGACACCCACACCACCCACCCAGCCACCCGGCACCGAAGGGGAGGGAGAGGAGAGCGACACGACCGAGAGCGUGCACACGGAGCCCGACCAGGCCGCCGAGGACGUGUCACAAACCUCCGACGAGGCACGGCACCGAUUUCGCCACGGCGAGAACACGGCAGCACAGCAGACCGGGACGAUCCACUGCCCGGUCUGCCCGCGCACAUGGACAUCGCGCGCCCGCCGGCAACAGCAGACCAGCCACCUUAACACCACCCACGCCAGGGAGGUGGUGAGGGUGGACGCGCUGAAGGCCACCGGGGUAGACCGUUGCCUCUCGUGCGGCGAGUUCGUCAUCGCGUCCGGAAACGCGCGACGAGCACACGGCCGGAAAUGCGGCGAGUUCGUCACCAGGGCGGUCCGCAACCAGAAGCGCGCCCGGACAGAGCAGAGCACACCCCGGCAGGACGCAGGGGUGGAGCCCACUCCGGAGACACCGCCACCACCGACACGCCACCGCACCAGACCCACGGAGGCCGACGCCGAGUGGGUGCAGGAGUUUCCCGCCACGAUCCGGACACUCCGGAAACAGGAAUGGGGACACUGGGCCGAGGCGGUCGGCCACACCCUCCUCGGCUACACCGCGGCGGCCGCCGCGGGACGCUACCAGCGCCAGCUCGCGCUUACCGAGCUGGUGCGCACUCGCCUCGCCAAACCGCGCGCACCAGCACGGGAGGAGGACGAGAGCCACCAAGAGGAACCCAGCGAGACGCCCAGGGAGGGAGGGAGAGACGAGCCGUACACGGGCCACGCCGGCGCCACACGGCGACCCAACACGGAGGAACACCUUCCCACCAGAAACGCGCACACCGCUGAGGAACGCCGCGCGCGCCGCAUCCUCCACCAACUCUCGCUAGGAGCCGUCGGAAAGGCGGCGCGCACGCUGUUCCAGGCACAGCUCCCACGCGCGCGCGCCAGCGAGGCACUGGACCAGCUCCGCGCGCUUCACCCGCAGGAAGACCCAGCGGGGUACCCGUGCCCACCACAGACGCCUUUUCCCCACGGCCUAAAGCCGGAGAAGGUCAGGAACGUGGUGCUGAAACGGCUCGGCCGAGCCGCCGCACCGGGGCUCGACGGAUGGACCCGAGAACUGCUCGUUCCCGUGGUCGAAAAUGCGGCACUCCUGGCGGAGACGACCGCACUGAUGCAAGACAUCCUCGCCGGGAACGUGUCGGCGUCCUUCGCGUUCCGCCUCCGCGCGUGCGUCGUCCACCCGUUCCUGAAAGAACCGGGGUCGCCGAAGGUCCGGCCAAUCACGCCGGAGUCGGUGUGGCUGAAAAUCGCCUCGCACCUCGCGCUGGACGCGGUGGAAAAGCCGUUCCGCGACAUCUUCCAGGGAUGGCAAUUCGGUGUGUGGGGCGACGCCGCCGAGGCGGUCGCCCAGAUCCGGGAGACGUACGCGAGCGAGUCGGCCGACACGCUCGUCGCGCUAGACGCGACCAACGCGUACAACCGCGUCUCCCGCGCAUGGGUGCUGAGGGCGGCGUUCCGCCACCACGCCCUCCGCCACACGUUCGGGGUGGUGGACCUUUCCCUCGGGGAGCCGGGCGCCCUUGGCGUCUACGAGGGCGGCCGCCGGGUAGAGCAACUCUGGUCGACGCGCGGCGUCCGCCAGGGUAUGGUGCUCAGCCCCCUUCUCUUCGCCACCGCCGUGGCCGAGACACUGCGGCCGAUUAUGGCGGCGCACCCGCUCGCCAAAGUGACGGCGUACCUCGACGACCUGACCGUCGUCGGUCCACGGGCGGCAGUCCAGGCGUUCCUGGACGAGGCGGGGCCGGCGCUCACGGCCACCGGCUUUCGACAUCAACCCGGCGAAAAGCCACCACCUGUCGAAGAGCGCCGCGCCAGAGCCGGUGUCGGUCGCCGGGGUGGCGGUGCAGCUGGCGAGCGGUGUGGUGCGCAUCCUCGGCGCCGGCUUCCGCGGCAGCGGCGCGCCGGUGGACGAGUGGGUGUGGGAGAAAACCCGCCCGUACGAGGCGUACUUCAACACCCUUGGCGGGGACGAGCUCCCACGCCACGCGCGCAUGAACCUCCUGCGUGCGUCGGCGCUGCCGCGCCUGACCUUUCUCUUGCGGACCCACAGCGCCGACGAGCUGCGCGACAGCGCGGCAUGGUUCGACGACCGCGUCCUCCACACGUUGUCGGUCCUCGCGGG
Messenger RNA from Leishmania braziliensis MHOM/BR/75/M2904, 4839 nucleotides. RefSeq lists its product as hypothetical. Lineage: Eukaryota; Euglenozoa; Kinetoplastea; Trypanosomatida; Trypanosomatidae. The transcript has a single exon. The annotation marks the transcript as partial. The record is from RefSeq and is a predicted model, not a curated record.